AUGUCUGAAGAUCUCCUGAAAACUGCAAAGGGACUUAUUGAGGGUGAAGGUGAAAAAGUCUUCUUAGCAUAUGAAGUAGAUAAAUAUCACCGUAAGAACCCUGAGAAGCACGAUAAGCGAAUACUUGUAGUUGGCGAGUACCGUGCCAUUUAUUUCCACAUUACUCCAAUACUUGAAAAGAGAAGAGAUUUCCAUUUGAUUGAUCUCAAAGAUAUGAAAUUGGACGAAGAAAAUAAUUUAGUUAUUUUCCAAUUCAGAGACAGAUCAGUUGAAACACAGCAGGCUGCAAAUCAAAAACCCGAUCAGACCAAACUUCCAGAGCCUUCUUUAUACCCAAUGAAAUUCAAACACGAAAAUGCAAGAGAAAUAAUUCAAACAAUUGCAAAUCACUUAAUUCGGAUUAUGCCAAACUCUACUAUUGAUCACAUCAAUGCUAGACCAUAUUCAAAUAUAGAGAAGCGCGAUAUCCCAGCUGCAGCUCUUUGCCGUCUCCAUGCCUUCGAACGCGUUCUUAAUUGCAAGCUAUCACCAGAACUUUAUAAACAAUUCGAAGACACACUUAAAUAUCGUCAUACAACAUUCAAAUUACCAUCAAAUACACCAAAUGCUGUUGCUUCCAUUAUUUUAGCUGGUCUUCAGUUAGAUCCAUACCUUGAACAUAUCAAGCUCACUUCUCAACUUGGAAAGAAGGAGGAAGAUACGACCAAAUUAAACGUUUUCGAUGCAGCUGCAAAGACUCCAAGCCGUUUCCUCCCAUGGAGACAUUUAACAUUCAACCAAAAGACAUACAAGAAAUUAACUUCAAUGCUCUUAACAUUCAACGAUAAAUUGGAGAAUUGCUUCAUUCAUGGCUUUACAUUUGCCAACUGCGGCUUUACAAAAUUCCAGAAGGAAACAGAGAACAAGUUUGAUGAAUUCUUUAACAGUAUGCAGAAGUUUAAGAAUCUCCAGUCUCUUGGCUUCGAUAACUUCCUUCACAACGACGAAUACAAGGAGGAAUUCUUCAAUCGCCUUCUUGUUCCAGUUAUUUGCGAGAAUCUCAAGUUCUUACGCCUUGGAUACGAUAAUUCCUUCCAACUCAAGACAAUUUUAAGCAAUGCAGCCCAUUUCCAGAAAUCGCUUGUUGCAUUAUCCCUUCCACACGAUGAUCUCGAGAUUUCCGAUGCAAUUUACGAAAUCAUGAAUGCAAAUCUUGCAAAUCUACAGGCCAUUUCCCUUCGUGCCAACUUCUGCAUGAGGACUACACCCACCACAGGCGAGCUCCCACCGAACAUCCAAGUUAUUGAUGUAUCCAAAUCUUAUUUCGCCGACAACUGCCUUCUCCAGUUCAUCAGAUUCAUUCUUAAGACCAAAUACACCCAUGGCCUUACUCUCAACCUCUCCGGACUCGAUUGCACAUAUCCAAAUGAUCUUCCUGUCAGCGUCGAAGAGAUUUCCAGAGUUUGCCAGUAUAUUACUGCUCUUAAGAACUCCAGGAUUGUUGGCCUCAACUGGUCCGACACUUCCAUCCCACAACCGUUCGUUGAAAUGCUCAGAAAACAAGUACAGCUCAAUACACUUUUCAUUGACGGUUGUCUCGGGCCACAUGAUGAAGAAAUCCUCAUGAACUUGGCAGAAGUCAUUGUCCAGCUUCCGAAACUCCGCAAAUUAUCAAUCCGCGGCAAGGACAAAUACGUUUUAGGUGAAAAACUCGUUCCUUUCAUCCAGAAAAUUGAAGAAUCGAAAUCCUUAAUUUGGUUGGACAUUUCCGAUCAACAAAUUGGCUCCAACGGUGUCAAUGCACUCCAGAAACUCAUUCCUGUCAUGAUAAAUAACGCACAGCCACAUUCCGAGAACUCAGGAAGCAACGAAAACCAAGAGAAACCAGUAGUCAAUGAAAACUCAGAAAAACCAGAAGACAUCAAGAUUCCAUUCAUUGAUUUCGAUGGAUCCGAUCCAGAUGCACAAGACUGCAUCAUGAACUUUGUUUCUGCUGCACAACAGACGUCAUCACCAUUCAUCAUCUCAUUCCCAUUGAGAGAUGCAACAAAACUCCAGUUGAACAUCCCCAAUCUCAUCAAAGAUUUCAACACUCUUUCUGGAGAACACUUGGAAGCAAACACAGGAUACGAGGAAUUCCCAGUUCCUUUCGAUACAUAUGUUCAUGAGAGUGAUUUGGAAGGCCACUUCCCAAGCUAUUUCUCAAAGGAAUUCGAGAAGUUCUUGCAGGAAGGAGAACAAAUCAUUCUUACAGACCAAGAGCCACAAACACCGAAAGAAAGAGAUAUCCAGCCAGAAUCAGAGACAGAAGAUGACAAGGAAAGACACGAGCGCCAAAAGAGAUUCAAGAACUUCUACUUGAACAUCGAAGAAGAAGAGGAAGACAAAUUAGAAUCUCCUAAGGAAAGAAAUGUCAAGAAAUCUGACUCUAGUUCAUCAUCAUCUGAUGAAGAAAUUGCCGAAGAAAAGAAGACAGUUUAUCCAUACAUUAAGGAAGAUCCAAAGGAUGAAGAGGCGGACAAGACACAGAUCGACUGGCCGGACUUCCCAAGUAAAGAUAAAGAGACAACAUUGAUGGAUAGAGAAGAAGUCAAACUCCAGAGAGAAGCACUCCUCAGUUCAAUGAAUGAAGAAGAGAAGAGGGAGUUUAUAGAGGAAGAGCGUAAGAAAUGGUCUGAAACACCAAUCGCUGAUGUAAUAGCAAGGACACAACGCGCUUUCAACUGCCAAGAUGCUUUAGAAAGACUCACUAAGAAAUAUAGUCCUGCUGUACUUCGUCAGAAUAUUCAGUAA
Molecule: messenger RNA, 2772 nt
Organism: Trichomonas vaginalis G3
Lineage: Eukaryota; Parabasalia; Trichomonadida; Trichomonadidae
Product: leucine-rich repeat, isoform f-related family
Exons: 1
Coding region: 1-2772 (923 amino acids)
Biological process (GO): regulation of Arp2/3 complex-mediated actin nucleation; cell migration
Cellular component (GO): lamellipodium; plasma membrane
Source: RefSeq, a predicted model, not a curated record